CCGGCCUAUCCCACCACCUGCCCUGCCCGUCCUGCCCGCGCUGCCCGCCUCUCUAUCCUCCCCUCCCUCUCUCUCUAGAGUGUGAAAAGUCCUCCUUCCUCUGCACUCCCCUUCCUCUGCACCUCCCCUCUCAUGGAGUUCGCCUAGUUCUAUUGUACCCCGUUGAGAGCUAGCUGAUCCAUCUUGAAUCCUUCAGAUCUGUGGCUCCUUGUUUCAGCUUCCUCAACUCAGCCGUCCAGAUGGCGUCCCUGACACCUGAAGCUGAAGCCCCCCGAGGAGGAGAAGGGCUGCUCGCCGGCGGCGACGUCCUCGCCACCGAGGGUCCUGUAUUUGAUAUUCCUGACUUCAAUAUGGGUGGGAAGAAGAAUGAUGAUGAUGCUCCUACUGAUGCUGGUGAUGAAGACGGUGGUGAUGAUGAUGGCGACGAGGAUGGUGACUUUGGGGAAGGCGAAGAGGAUGUAUCAGAAGGCGAGGGGUAUGAUAAUCCGAAGGGCACUGAUAACAAUAAGAAGCAAAGAGGUGAGCCUGAGGAAAAUGGCGAGGAGGACGAGGAAGAACCUGAAGGCCAGGAGGGUGGUGGAGGUGAUGAUGACGACGACGAUGAUGAUGAUAAUGAGGAUGACGACGAUGACGAUGAUGGUGGUGAAGACGAAGAUGAGGGAGUAGAUGAGGAAGAGGAAGAUCAGGACAAUGAGGAUGAUGAGGAAGAUGACGAUGAAGACUCACUUCAGCCCCCAAAGAAGAGGAAGAAGUGAAUAUCUUCGAUGCGGCUAUAGUUACCAUGCGCUGAGCUGUGCCUGGUUUUCGUUCAUGUUCUCGGAAUCGAACUUGCAUUAGGGAGUUAAGAAAAAAAGGGCUCCACACGUUCAGUACGUGUGGAUUUGUAGGGGCUUUAUGAUUUCAAGCAAUUAGACAGAACUCUGUUGUCAUUGUUGCUUGCUUCUGUGGAGUUGAACAGAUGUUUCGCUAACAUAAUUCGACCUGAAUGGCGGAAGCCUGAAGAUUGAAU
This is a messenger RNA of Oryza brachyantha (malo sina), 1009 nucleotides long. Its product is annotated as prostatic spermine-binding protein-like. NCBI's taxonomy places the organism in Eukaryota, Viridiplantae, Streptophyta, Magnoliopsida, Poales, Poaceae. The coding region runs from base 240 to 755 and encodes 171 amino acids. The transcript has 3 exons. The record is from RefSeq and is a predicted model, not a curated record.